ACCACCGCCACCUCCACUCUCCAAACGAUCUCUCCCCUCCGCCGCUCGCCCGAAUAAAAACCCCAGGCCGGCAUUGACGCAUCCAGCGCACCGCCAAUCCGCUAUUGCUAAGCAGCACAGUUAAGCUACCGGCGUACACCCCAGGGCUCAGGCAGGCAAGGCAGCUCCGACUUCCGGCAAGACAUUAUCAAGGAGUUCUUCGUCUUCCUCCGUCCUCCCAUCCAUCGUGCAUGAAAGCCGGCACAGCUAUAGCAGCACUCGUCCAUUGGUGCUCGUUCUUGCGAUCAAGCGAUCGGUCGAUGACGCUUGACGGCGGCAUGCCAGCCACCACCGACGGCGCCGGCGUGCCCCCGGCCGCAGAGAGGGGCGGCAGCGGCUGCGGUGCCCGCGUGGCGCCGGAGGUGGUGGUGGAGCGGGAUGGCGGUAGCGGUGCCGGCGCUACAAUCCCUGCGACGGAGAGGGCUGCCGCCGUGGCGAUCCCUGCGAUGGAGAGGGACGGCGGCGGCUCUGCCGGCGUGGCGCCGACUGAGGCGGAGAGCGACGGCGGCGGGAGGAGCUGCGGCGAGCACUGCGUCAUCCAGGUGGUGGAGGAGUCGUGCUGCGCGCGGUGCGUGUGCGUGGGCCCGAACCCGAUGAUGGCGCGGUACGUGUACGCGCUCAUCUUCCUGGUGACCAACCUGCUGGCCUGGACGGUCCGCGACUACGGCCACUCGGUGCUGGGCGAGCUCCGGCGGCUCAAGGGCUGCCAGGGCGCGCGCUACUGCCUGGGCGCCGAGGGCGUGCUGCGCAUCAGCCUCGGCUGCUUCCUCUUCUUCUUCGUCAUGUUCCUGUCCACCAUGAAGACGCGGAAGGUGCACGACUGCCGCAACUCGUGGCACUCCGAGUGGUGGCCCGUCAAGAUCGUGCUCUGGAUGGCCCUCACCGCCGUCCCCUUCUUCGCGCCCUCGCCGCUCAUCCAGCUCUACGGGAAGGUGGCACAUUUCGGAGCAGGGGCGUUCCUCGUGAUCCAGCUCAUCAGCGUGACCAGGUUCAUCACGUGGCUCAACGACUGCUGCCGAUCGGAGCUGAACCUCAAGAGAUGCCACAUGCAGGUGCUGGUGGUGUCGAUCGUGACGUACGUGGGGUCCAUCCUGGGGAUCGUGCUCAUGUACAUCUGGUACGCGCCCACGUCGGCCUGCAAGCUCAACAUCCUCUUCAUCACCGUCACCCUCGCGCUGGUGCAGCUCAUGACAUUCGUCUCCGUCAACUCCAAGGUGAAGGCGGGGUACCUGGCGCCGGGGCUGAUGGGGAUCUACAUCGUGUUCCUCUGCUGGUCCGCGAUCAGAAGUGAGCCGCACACGGAGAUGUGCAACAGGAAAGCAGCGGUCGCGACGAGCGCAGACUGGCUCAACAUCGCGAGCUUCGUGAUCGCCGUGAUCGUCGUCGUCGCGGCCACCUUCUCGACAGGGAUAGACUCAAAGUGUAUCCAGUUCAAGAGCGCCGAGACGGAGUCCGAGGACGACGACAUCCCGUACGGGUUCGGCUUCUUCCACUUCGUGUUCGCCAUGGGCGCCAUGUACUUCGCCAUGCUCUUCAUCGGCUGGAACGCGCAUCAGGAAAUGGAGAAGUGGACGAUCGACGUGGGCUGGGCGAGCACGUGGGUGCGCGUCGGCAACGAGUGGCUGGCGGCGAUCACGUACAUAUGGAUGAUCGUCGCUCCGAUCGUGUGGAAGCGGAGGCAGGUGGGGUCCUCGUCCACGUGUGCGUGAGCGAACGUUUUAUUCUCGCUCGUGCUAAUUACCUACUGAAGAACAGCUAAUCUACAAGAAAGAAAAGAGAGAAGUAGGGAGCUUGACAUGACGCUACUUCGCUUACACGACGCAUGGACGGAUGAUGAUGAUGAUGAUGAUGAUGACGAUCAAGAAGUGUUGGUCAGUCGCUCGUUUUUUGCCCAAGUUGGAGGUAAAAGAGAGUGGGAGAGAAAGGAAAGAGCCGAACGUGUUCCUCUUUGUAUAUAAGGCCAAUUUUGCUUUGUGGCCGUUGCAGAUAAAAACUAAUUCUUUUGGAGUUGAGUUGAUUGUAUAUUCUCACUCCGAAAAGAAAUAUUUACCAAGGAAACAACUCGUGACCGAAUUUCAAAUUCCUUGUGGGUGCCGACAUGUUUGCGCCUGGAAA
Triticum dicoccoides is the source of this 2154-nucleotide messenger RNA. Its product is annotated as probable serine incorporator. Lineage: Eukaryota; Viridiplantae; Streptophyta; Magnoliopsida; Poales; Poaceae. Gene Ontology annotation, cellular component: membrane. The record is from RefSeq and is a predicted model, not a curated record. Bases 231 to 1748 code for a protein of 505 amino acids. The transcript has 10 exons.